Messenger RNA from Alternaria arborescens, 1899 nucleotides. RefSeq lists its product as hypothetical. The transcript is spliced from 5 exons. The record is from RefSeq and is a predicted model, not a curated record. The coding region runs from base 1 to 1899 and encodes 632 amino acids. Gene Ontology annotation, molecular function: acetyltransferase activity; DNA-binding transcription factor activity, RNA polymerase II-specific; zinc ion binding. Gene Ontology annotation, biological process: regulation of DNA-templated transcription. NCBI's taxonomy places the organism in Eukaryota, Fungi, Ascomycota, Dothideomycetes, Pleosporales, Pleosporaceae.
AUGCCCGCAUUUAAUUCCGCUCCCCAUGGCCCCGCCUUCACGUCCGUCAAUGGCCGCUUGUCUCUGAGUCCACCCGACGAGCAAAAGCCAUCCGUUGUCGCUAAAUCUUCUACUUGGAGCCCUACCUCUCCAGACCCUGAGCACAACCGUCACUCUCCAGACAGCGAUUCGAGCUCGUCCACUGUUAGCAGUGGAGAUAAGUCUCCCAAUAGUUCUGACAAGACAAGGUCGUCUCCCGAGAACCCAAACAAGAGGAGGCGUUCUGGAUCCGACGAAGGCGCCUACGGUCAGCACAGCCCUGAUCAGACGACUGCCGGCCCCAGACAGCUUCCGCCUCCCUACCAGCCUCUAAACCGCAGCACGACCAUGAGCAUGGAGACCACCCAAUUACCAAGUUUGCCUCCAUUAGGUCGUCCAGAUGCUGAACGCCGCUGGCAGACCGAGCCCCGUGAACUGCCUCAUGCGACUCAUCAUUUCCAACCCCGUGAGCCACGUCCUACAGAGCCUUCCCGCAACAAUGCUUUGUCACCCGAGUCGCGUGACAUGAUUGAAGAGACUGAAUUCACGCGUGCUGGCGUACAAGUCGAGCUCAAGAAGAGGAAACGGCAAUUUGCCAACCGCACUAAGACUGGUUGUGGAACCUGCAGAAGGAGAAAGAAGAAGUGCGAUGAGGCCAAACCAGAGUGCAAUAAUUGCACACGAGGCGGUUUCGUUUGUGAGGGCUAUGCCAACAAAGUACCUUGGCCAAAGAAUGGGCCUGCUAAACCGCCUGCCAUACUAGCCAAGGAGAAGUAUGCUGCCUAUACGUCGUGCCCAACAUGUCAAGAAAAGCACACGCCCCACUGUGGGCCACAAAGCAGUGAAAUCCCUUACCCAACACCCGAAAUGCAUCCAGGCAACAGUACCGAGCGCAAGCCUUGGAAGCCAUCCUGGAGUGAUCCUGCACCUCCACCAGUCCGAGCGGCUUACCAACCGGAGGCCCCGCCGCCCCCGGCACAGUAUAUGCAACCUGCGGCAAACCACUAUGAGAGACCCUCAACCCACGAUCAUCAACCGGUAUCUCAACAGCAACAGCAGCCUCACCAUACCUCUCGUGGCUAUCACCAUGCUCCACCAAGCACGAAUCACCUCGCUAUCAACACUGCUGUCCCUGCCACCACUAUGGUCGCCAAGCCUGUCCAACAGCUACAUGUGGCACAGCAGCAUCCUCGUCCGCCGCCUCCUCCACCGCCAACAUCCUUGCCACCGACGCGAUCACCGACGCGCUUUACAGAGUCCUCCUCAAUGACGUAUAGAUCUGAGAAAGACAAGAUGCUAGCGGGGGAGCCAUUUAACCCCUUUGACAAGACCCUAAUGCACGAACGCCAUCUUAGCACGCAAGCCCAGUCCAUCUUCAACAGCAGCAAGGCAAAUCCCUCCAACGUUUUGUCGAGCACAACCGUCGACCACUUUUUCAAACAGAUUCUGAAUGCAAGUCGUCAUCGCGAAGGAAAGCAAAUUGAGAUUCACAUGGGUCCCAAUUGCCAUGUCGCUACGCCUUUUGCUUGUGACUACGGCUACCACCUUAGUAUGGGCGAGAAUGUUGUCAUUGGUGCUGAUUGCCAUCUCCACGACUCUGCAAGGAUCUCUAUCGGAAGGAACUGUAAGAUUGGAGUUCGGGUCACAAUACAGACUUUGAAAACACCCACCGAUAACAAGUCAUUGAAAGGGAGCAACGGUACCGAGAUCGCGCAAGAAGUACACAUUGGGGAAAACGUGUACAUUGGCGAUAAUUGUGUGAUCGAGGCAGGAGUUCACAUUGGGCCCAAUACCAUAGUGCGUCCGGGUUCUGUGGUGUCUCGCUCUUUGCCCCCCAACUGCGUCGCUCAUGGAAAUCCUGCGAUCAUCCUACCUAACUGA